Camponotus floridanus (Florida carpenter ant) is the source of this 8469-nucleotide messenger RNA. RefSeq lists its product as uncharacterized. Lineage: Eukaryota; Metazoa; Arthropoda; Insecta; Hymenoptera; Formicidae. The transcript is spliced from 11 exons. The record is from RefSeq and is a predicted model, not a curated record. Bases 859 to 7785 code for a protein of 2308 amino acids.
AUCAUCUUAUCUGUUUAUCUCAAUCGACUUUUAUUUUCAGGAAUUUUCUGACUCAUCGAAUUUAUAUACGUCGUAUAUAAGAUAACUAAUGUGAAUGAAAUCUAGUUAUCGCCAUCGUUUGUCACAACUUCCCAUCGGCGCGACGAAAGCAUCAAAAACCUGUACUCCUACGUUUUGCGCCGCAUUGUGUGAGAAAAUAAUGAUGCAGGAGCUUCUGUUCUACAAACUCCUUUUUUGGAAAUUCAUCGGACACGCGUAAAUUCACCGUGCAAUCCUUAGGUAGCAGUAAUCCCUGAGAAAAUCCUAAUCGCUAGAAACGCACGACCGUGAAUCGUCGCAUCAUCAUCGAAGGACAAGGGCAAGGAGAAGUUAUCCUUUGCGUGGCGAAUCGCGUUACACUUUGCGGACCUAAUUGAGAACGAGAGAGUCUCGGUUGUGUGUCGGGUUGAUGGAAGAAGUGCAUCGAUUGCGACUCUGAAGGACUUACUUGCGACUCGAAUACCUCGUGGUCGACAGACUUGAACAAGUUCGUCGCGCGCGUCACAGAAAUUCGUCUCGAGUGCUGUGAGCAAUAAUGCAGUCGUCGAGACGUGUCCACGACACAAAAUCGCAGCGAGAGAGAUAGACGUAGAACUGAUGCAAUCGACAAUUGUCCCGGUGAUGUCCCGCGGCAUUGACUGUCGAGAGACGUUCGAUACGGAAUUGCACCACGUCGCGCUGCAAUCAUCUAGAUAACGCAAUACUGGACGGUUAUAUCGAGGAUAACAGCGAUAACUCUCGAGGAAUAAAAAAAUCUCGAGUCAUCGAUAUUCCUUUUCUUCGAUAAGAUGCGUUCAAGAUGCCGAUUUGCGACAGAAAAUGAGUGAUAAAAUAAUUUCAAAGUCCAGCAACAUUUCCUUCGAUGAGGAUGCGCCUAAUGGGGGCAACGGCGCCUCUCGUCCAAUCGCUUCAUGGAUCACGUCGAAGAGAUUGACAAACGCCGAGGGGGGAGACACGUGCUUGCGGAACGUGCAGAGCUUCACGACCUUUUCGGUUUCCGGCCCGUCGAUGAUCGCAAAGCGGGACUUGUCGGUAUCUGACGACGGCAAGAUGCUCAAUCAUCGGCGGGAAUCGCUUCAGCAACGUCAUGCGCGACAAUCGUCCGUCUCGAGGAAAGACCAAAACGUAGAAAUCGAAAGCGCUCCGCAGCGUUACGAGAACGUGGUGCUCAGAUAUCAGAAACCGAGGCCGCAAUCCAAGCGACAAAUCAGCCGAGAACAUCAGCAGCAGCACAAUAAUUCGAGCAGCGACGAAAGCGUCGCGAGAAACAAGUCAAAGAGCACCAGCUCGAUCGACGCACAAUCAGUGAACAAUAUUCUGGACGAGUACGAGGAUCUGGAUUACUGCAGAUCGUCGGAUCUUAGCGACGUCGGCAAUAUUAAUGUGACCAACUUCGAAGCGAUAAUAAUGGAUCAGCAAAAGCGACAGCAACAACAAGAAAGAUCAAAGCUAUCUGGCGCGAAGGUUCAGAUUAAAUCAAUUCCAACGAGGGAGAAGAUUCAACCGGUAUUGAAGGUGAACCAGCAGACUCAGGUGAGACAGCGUUCGCGGGACAGACAGAAGGCACAUCAACAAGAUAACUGCCGCGCUUCGUCGCCAACAACGAUGGACGCGAUUGAAAGCAGUCGCUCGAAGAUGCCCGAGAUGUUGUUGCGCAAAGGAGAAGUCCAGAAGCGGGUGGAUGAGUGGCUGAAUCAGGCGCAUAAUCAGAACUUUCCGUCGUCUCCUCGCGAAAAACCCUUGACGAGAUCCAACAGCAGCGCCGAGCAAAAGAGCCAGCGAAGAUAUCGCGCUCAAGACUCGAGAUCGCGUUCGAUCGAUGAAUCAAAGAGCAGGUUGAACGGUGGAACCUCUUCAAGCUACGACGAUCUGACUCGAAUGGAUUGUAAAAUGGAACAUGCCAGGCCGGAUAAGGUGAAUGUUGGUGUGAACACUAGCAGAGGCACAUAUAAAGAAUACCUGGCGAUGAAGAACAAAGUCAAGCAGCAGGAUUAUGGUUUCGGCGCUCAGUCGAACGUCGUGUCGAGAUCUGGUGAUUCCAGCCCGGCCUCUAGAAUUCCUCAGAGGGAGCCCUUCGGUUCGAGCUUCAGAUCUAAGCGCGCCGAGAUGAAUUUAGAAGAGAAAAGUUCGACCGAUGCCAGGAUUGCGAAUUUAAUGAAAACGAGAGGCGAAUCCAAUCACGGUAAAACGAGCGUUAAUAGUUCCAAGGUGGUCGAAAUAUCUACCAUUACAUCAACGACAACGGCGUCAAUUAUUUCUUGCAGAAAACCAUCGUUGAAACGUUCUGGGAAUGGCGCGGAUCAGAACUGUGUGGUGACACGUUCGCUCGUUAAGGAGGAGACUCGUUUGCCGCACGAAGCAGGCUUCUCAAAGGGCUCACUGCCGACUGGGAACCUUGGUGACCAAGGUGAGCUGAUCUCACCAAAUAAGGACGGAGAAAGUAGGCGGCCAGCUGCUGCGGCGAGCGAGUCGACGCCGCGACUUGCCACCGAUAAAGCGGUCGAGGCGAUCUGUAAAUCGACGGAAUCACCGACGAGUUGCGCAGCCGACCAUUCUCGAGAUAAUCCGAGAGUCACCUCGAUGAAAUCGGGAAUCGCGAUCGAAUCACGACGUCGAUUUCAGAUUUCCAACGAUGUUCGUAGAGAGGCUCGAUCGAUCGUUCAACCGCGACAGGAACAAUCGAGCUACGGUUUGACAGUUGGUGCUCACGCACGGGUUCUUCAAGGUCAAGCGGAGUCUCGCAGCGAUUCAAAAAUCAGGUGUCACGAGGUCGAAGGAGCAUCCAUGGAAAUCAGAAAGCCACCGAUCUUUUCGCGCAAGGAUCUCGGCAUAUCUCCUUCACGAGACAUUGGAACACAGGAUCGUACAAAAGCGCCGAUCGACGUGUCUUCGUCGAGCUUCAAACCGAACAAUCGAGCCUACAUCGCGAUCGAUUCGCAAAAACAAUCGAACGAACAGAACGUCACGGGAUCCAAGGUCGCAAUCUGCGAGGCUGUCUCGUCUAGCAAAAUCACGCGUUAUACCUCGCCCGAUCACGUGGAGAGGAUUUACGAGCGCAGUCUGCAACCGCAAGUGAUCCACGCAGAUGAUCUCGAAUCGAUUCUUCGACCUUCGCUACAAGUAUCGCCUUACGGUGAAAGAAUCAGCGCUUCCAGAUCGGAUCGAGACUCGCCCGUCAAGGAAACCUCGUCGACUCUCGAGGACGAGUCGUUCGACAGAAUCGGCGAGUCGCGGCACGAACAUCUCGAGACUAUCGAGGAGGACGAUCGGAAGAGCGAAGAUUCGGUCUGCAAAUAUCCGGAGAUUGGCUUGAAGCAGUGCCUGAAAGUGCAGCAGAAUCUGCCGAACGGUAGAUCGAGAGACUUGGCGGAUAAGAGGAAGGAUAAAUCGUCGAUUUAUGCCAAGGAUCAGCAGCAUCUGGUUGCCUUUAAUGAAUCCGCAAAGACUUUCACGACUUUCCAAACGACAACAUCAUCUUGUCAGGAUAAAUCAAACGUCCAGACUCGACCUUCGGAAAUGAAAAAAUGCGAGGAAGAGACUAAACAAAAUUCAGAGGAGACGAUGAUUCUUCAGGAUCAAGCAACCGCCUAUCAAAACGAAUCGCGAGAGGAUCAGGACCGACUGAUGAUCCAUUCGCGAGAAAAUAGCAAUCUGUCAACCGCUACAAUUUCUAUCGAUGAACUAGAGAGUCAAAGAAAUUCAAGAUUAAAGAGUGAAGGAGAUUCUUCUCGGAAUAGACUUCAGUUUGGUGAAAAAUCGCAAGAUCGUGAAGAGACAGUAAAGAAUGCUGAAGAUCAUGGUGCGGUGAUCAAUGAAGUUCUUGUUAAAAAUUUGCGAUUCGAGCAAGAUUUGCCGGAAAUUCCGGCCGAAACAAAAGCGGAUCAUAGUGUUCAGCAAGUGAAUUUUCAUAAUAUUCUGUGCGACGAUUACGAGAACGAGAAAUUGAAGAGUAAAAAAAUAUAUAUGACGAAGGAAGAAAUUGAUCACCAGAGACUAAUGGAUAUGCUGAAAAAGGGAGACUUGGAGGCGUUAAAAGCGGAGCUGGAGAGGAGUUAUACGCUCUCGACCCCGGGGGGUAGCAGCCCCGUUUGUUGUCCACCUUGCAGCCCGCCGCCCGCGCCGGCCGCAUACAUAUCGAGCGCGCGCGCAUCCUCGCGUAGACUCGCCGGAAGUGGCCUCGGCGGGCCCACAUCCCCGGAAAGGGAUCCCCUGGGAAGACUGUUAAGAUUCCUGAAGACUUUCUACAGGGAGCUGGGUACUCGCGAUCCACCUCAUCUGCCGUCAUGGGCUUCCCCGCUCCCUCUCGGUACCUUGUGUCCGGCGCACUUUCAGCCACAUUUGCAGUUGGUGCAUAAAAGCGAGCAGGAGCAUCGUUUAGAGAACAUCAAACCCGACCAGAUCUUCGCCCCCGUCAGGUUAAGUGACGGUACCGUAUCCGAGGCACCGCGACGCGUCGCCGUCGAGGGUGGCCCCGGGAGCGGACGGACCACUCUCUGUCUACGACUACUGCAUCAAUGGGCGACUCAGAGCGACGGCCCCGCUCUGGCCUUUAUCGUGCCGCUGCGCGAACUCCGCGGCAGUCCCGUCUUAAAUUAUCUCGCGCGAGAAUUAUUCCCGAGGACGGCCGCGUUGGGCGACGCGGUCGCCCAGGUCUGGCGCACCCUGCACUUGAUGGAGGACCGCGUGCUCUUCGUUCUGGACGGUUACGACGAGUGCGUGGGCGGCCGAGCGUCUCUCGGCGAUGCGGCCGAUCUGCUGGAGGGUCGACUUUUCCCGGACGCGAGGAUCCUGGUCACGUGCUCGCCCAGCAACUCGACCACCCUCGCGCCCCUGGUCCAGCGCAGAAUCCAUCUGGCCGGCCUCGAAUGGCCGCACGUUGAACGGCUCUGCGUGGCCUACUUUAUUCACAAUGAUAUUGCCGAGAAGGCCUGUGAAUUCCUCGAGGCGCUUAACGUACAACCGCAAUCCGUCAGGCAACUCGGCCAGCAUCCCCUUGGCUGGAUAAUGCUCUGCUGUUUGUACCAGGAUUCCGGAAGUCUACCGACCGAGACGAGCGCUCUCGUACAAGCGGCGGUGAAGUGCAUCGUGAAGAGAAGCUUAGACCCGCCGAUUCCUUAUAACGAAGAGAUCCCGGGACACUGCAGAAAACGUCUCGAAGACUUCGGCAAGGUGUCCUUGGCCGCUCUGCGGGAAAACAGAUGCUGUUAUACGGAAGCCGAGCUGAGAGCCCGAGGCGGCGGCAUCGAGGUCACGCGGCUCGGUUUCCUGACGAGAGGAUUAACUUUCGGCCAGAGACGCAAGCCCGAUCUCUACACGCCAAUUCACACGGCGGUGGCGGAGUUCCUGGCGGCGUACUAUCUCACUUCAGUAGCGCAGUAUGCCAAUAUUCUGCGCCGCGAAUUGGAGGGUCUGCCCUCGGGCAUCAUCAGUCACCUGGCCGGCCUGCUUGGUCCCAAGACCCAUUUAAUUCUGAACCAAUUAUGCCCGUUGGAAGUGCCACCUAGAGCUGUGUUCUCGUUGUUAAAGGCGGCUGGCGCGUCCGAUGGCAACAUCUCGGCGGUCUGUCGACUGGUCGGGGCAGGUCCCGGUUUCGGACCCGCGCCCAACGAACGACCACCGGCUCCGCUGGUUCACACGUCUCCUCUAGAGCUAGAGGGAUGGGCCAGGAUUCUCGAAAGUCCCGCUUGUACGCUCGAAGCGCUCGAGGUAGUGUUCCAAGUGGAACGAGGGUCCGAUCCCCGAUAUCUCGACAACUUCUUCGACGCGCUCGCCGGCAACGAAAGCGUCAAACUUGUCAGGAUCACAUCACUGCUGGGACAAGAAUUCCCGGCGGACGAGGCACAGCGAUUGGCCGGACACCUGAAGAGCGUGCUCGGCAAGAAGAAGCUCAACGAUUUCGAGCUUGUCAUCACUUGUCUCGAGGAAGCGGCCCAUGAUAGAUUGGAAUGCGUGGUGAACGCUCUUUGUCGCGGCCUGAGUCACGCUUCCGGCAGCUUGUCACGUCUGGUGCUCGACAUGAAUCUGUCCGGCGAGCAAGUGUCCCGGGUCUGCGAGGCACUUCGCGGCUGCAUUCAAGUGCAGGCGCUGCAUUUGCCUCAUUUAGGCUGCGGAUGCGAGGGCCUGGCCUCGGUGGCCGAGUUGCUGAAGGAACGGCCGCUGCUGGCGCUCAAUCUGGCUGGCAGCUGGGGCGCCAAGAAUGAGGAUCCGUCCAGCUCUGGCAUCAGUAUGGGUUCAGGUUCAGGUUCCGGUUCCGGAAGCAGCGGCUGUGCCUCCAGCACCCUCGGCACUUUACCGUUGAACCGUUGCUACUCAUCAUUGCCCAGAGGUGCAUUGGCGGCUUACGGCAGUCUCACAAGACCGGCUACUCUACCGCGUCUUCCUUUGGGUCUCGGCCUAGGCCCGGCACCCGGUACUGGCAACGGGCCUCUACCGCAAAACGAUCGGGAUCGAGACAGCAAUGGCAGCAGCAAGCGUAAUAGCGACAGCGUGCUCUGUCAUCGGUUACCCCUGUUACACCCCCUACCUACUUGCGACGUCAGCAGCCAUCAGGGCACCGGCUUUCAUGAGAUAUUCAACGCUAUCAGAGAACCAAAUUGCAAGUUGAGGUCUCUAAACGUGUCCAAGUGUCUUCUGGGCGGCUUGGAUGCCGGCUGUUUAGGCGAGACUAUCAGAAGGGCUCGUAAUUUGGACGCUCUAAGAGCUGCCGGUGCGUCGAGGCCAGCUGACGUGAUGCCAUUGGUACUAGCCUUGACAGAAGCGCCGUGUCUGCAGUUACUAGACUUGUCUAGUCCUCGAUUGGCCUUGGAUGAUCAUCCCUCGAGACUAUUGUGCCAUGCUCUGGCCAGGAACACGACUUUGAAAUUGCUCAGUUUGGAAGGAUGGACCUUUCGGAUAGAGGAAUCCGACAGUCUGGCAGUGUUUUCCGAAUUGUUGAGAUACACGAGCGUACGUGAAUUGAGUCUGUGUAACGCACGCUUGCAUUUAGCGGUGCACGAAGGUCCCUUAGCGAGAUUAGGACGUCGCGACGAUGCCGGUGCCGAACUUCUCCGAGCCGCACCACCUCCAGCCUGUCCUGCAAUCGUCUUCCUGAGAUUAGCGGGAUUCCAGGUGACAGUGAACGAUCGUUUGGCGUUACGUGGACCAUUGUUGCUACCUUUCCUGGCGGGUUUUACGUCGCUGAGCGAGCUCGACCUGUCGCUGGACAAGUCAACGAUCGGCGGCAGCAGCGGCUCGCUGCUCUUCAUCGAUGACAAGAUAUUACAGCAAUUCUUCUGCUGUCUGGCGGCGCACUUUCGCAGUCUGCAGUCGCUCCGGAUCAACUUUUGGCGGAUCACUUUGGAGGACAGCGAUCGCACGAUGCGGCAGAUCGCCAAGUACCUCAAGUUGUGCGGCCUGAGCUUUCUCAGGGCGAUCGGUCUGAUCGUCACCGACAGCGCUAAGCGAGUGCAAAUGGAGCACGUGUUUGUGCAGACAAUCCUUACGCAUCUGCAAUGCCUCACCUGGCUAUGCUUGGACGGCGUCGAACUUACCGAGACGCAGGCUACCAGUAUCGGCAAAUGCGUGCGUGAUCGUUAUCCCGGCACCGCUUUGGAAAUCAGUGCCAAAGACGUGCACGUGAGAUCGGUCAAGGCUCUGGUGACCGCGGCCGAGGAAGGUGGCAGAACGGAAGUAGUUUAUACCGGUGGUCCUAAUUGCCGUCUGAAGAUUACGAAGAUGCAAAAGGGUGGCCGGGGAAAGAAGAAAUGAAGAUAUCGCGAAUGAUAAUUUUGGAGGAAGUUACCCUGGAAUUUGCCGCGAGGCAAGAAGAAAAUAAAGGGAACGAAGAGUCUAUCGAAGAUAGAGAGAAAUGAUCGAUCUCUUUGCGGAUGAGGUUGUAGGAUUAAAGAAUCCAGAGAGAUAAGAAGAGAGUCUAGAGAACAAGAAGAAGAAAUAAAGUCGGUAGAUCGUACUCUGAGGAAGUUGUAGAGAAUCAAACAAAAAAUUAAAGAGGCGAUAGGUAAGACAGAGAUAUAAUACAGAUUUUUAGAAAAGACGAAUAAAUCGAAGAAUAUAUGAAGCGAGAAUCAAUGUCGAUUUUAGUCGUGUGACGGUAAACAAGAGGUAAAAAUGCAGAGAAAUGUAAAAGAGAAAUGUGGGUUAACUUUAUACUUAUUUUUGUCUUACUGUGAUUUCGUUUCCUGCGCGUGUGUUUCGGGACGCGUUAAUCUACAAUAUAGACUUUAUAUUAUAGGUAGCGGUUAUUAGCUCUCAAGGAUGAUUCAUUACAACAACGGAAAGUAUUUUCGCUCAUUUAACAUUUUCAAGAAAUGAUAAAAAAUAGCACAAAGAAAUUUAUGUUAUAUGAAGUGAUUUUCACUAUUCUAGUAAAAUGAAUAUCACUGACUAUUGAUAUUGGAUCAUAUUGAAUAAAAAUUAUGCCAAAUGGCGAAA